Molecule: messenger RNA, 2107 nt
Organism: Serinus canaria (Common canary)
Lineage: Eukaryota; Metazoa; Chordata; Aves; Passeriformes; Fringillidae
Exons: 2
Coding region: 82-603 (173 amino acids)
Source: RefSeq, a predicted model, not a curated record
GCGUGGUGCUGCACGCAGCGACUCCUGGCAGAUUGCUGGGCUGCCUGCAGAGCGGGGAGGCAGCAGCUAAUCCUCCUAAGGAUGAUUUUCCUCUUGCAGUAUUUCUUCCUGCUGGCCACAGACCUAGUGCUGGCCAUGACCCUUUCCUGCCUCUUUUAUGCCUUCGCGUGCGUGUCCAUCGCGCUGCUGACCUGCUGCGUUAUCGUCUUCUCCUUCGGCACCGCGGAGAGGAGCGCCCACGUGAAAGGGAGAGCAAUUGUAAUUCUUGUGUCCAACAGCUCCAUUGGGAGGAUGUUUGCGAGGAACCUGGACAGAGCAGGAUUCGGGGUGUCUGCUGCACACUGGUCUGCUCCAGAGGAGAGGACAGUGACAGAAGAGUGCUCGUUGAACAAGGAGGUAGCCCAGCUGCACCUGACUGAAGAUGAGUAUCAGAAGACAGUGAAAACCUUCAUAGAAAGCCACUUAUCCCUGAAAGAGGAAAGAGCCUGCUUUGGUGGCUGUGAAAGGCCCCAGCAGACCCCAGUCCCUGAAGGAAGGCAAAGUAGGCCAAGGAAGGAGGGGGAGAAGGUCCUAUCAAGGCACAGAGGGCUGGACUUGCUGUGAGAAGAAAACACAGAAAUGAACAAUGGGGAGCAAAGCCCAGACAGUGACCUGAGGUGAUGGAACGUGUCUGACCUUUAACCUCUUCUGGACUACAAAGGAACUCAACUGAGCUCCCUCUUGACUUCUUGGCUGCUGUGGGAUUCCUAAGAGUCAGGCCAGAGCUUUGUGUGGCAGGCUGGGACAGUGUCCCUGAGCCAUGCUGCCAUUGUUUCUGUGGGAAUACAGGCAGCCUGCAGAGCUCACCUGGGACAGCAGGGACAAGUGUCCUGCCCAGGGCAGGGCUGUAAGCACUGCUGGGCAAUCUGCCCAGCCCUUCCCAGCUCAAGGUGCCAGUGGGAAGGCUGGCUCAUGCCCUGCUGAGCAUGAGGAGGGGAUCCCAGCACACCCUGCUGGGAUCCAGGAGUCCCUGUCCCCACAGCCAUCCUUUUACACCUCUUGGGAGUGACAGAGAACUCAGCCUCAGCAAUCAGGGCUGUACCCUCAUUGCCCUCAGGGUUACAAGGGAAGAGGCCAACCCAAGGGCCCUCUGAGCUGCAAAGCUCUCUCCUUCCCCAUACCGCCUCCCUCCUUCUCCAUCUCCAUCCCUCUCCUCCUUGCUCCCUCUCUGUGGUGUCUCCAAGGCUCCCUUUGGGCUCUCCCCAGGGCAGCCUCUGCUCGCUCACACCGAGCUGGGAUCUCAGAGAGCACCCCAUCUCCCCAGGCCAAGUGAGAGCCUUGGUACUGCUGCCCAGCACUGCAGAGGAAGGCCCCUGGCAGGUCAGAGCAGGCAGCAGGAAGCCUCCCACCCUGCGGACGCCCUCGGAGGGGCAGUAGGGACCCCCAUGCUGUGCCUGCUGCUGCCUGCAGCUGCUCAGGACAGCUCCCUCACAGUGCCCUUCUCCUCAGAAGCACCCAGCACACCAGCAGUGCCUCUGCAACUCUGCACGGGCCAGGAUGCAUCCCCAAGUCACUGCCUGCCUGCAGGCUCCACAAGGGGCUCCCUGCACCCCAGCAGUGGCUUUCAGACCGAGUGCUCAGCUGCCUGCAUGAGCAUUUAGGCUCCUUUACCCCAGGAAAAUUACUCUGGUGAAACCUUCUCGUGUGGACAAGGCCUAAAAGCUCCCCUAGCUGAGUAUCAGCAUAAUCCUGCUCUGGAAAUGAACAGCAGAGGCUUUCUUAUCCAGUAAUGAUCUGUGGGAGCUGGUGAUGUCUGUGGGCCUGUGCUGCUCUAAUUGAAUGAGGCUCCAGCACAGUGAUACCUGUCUUUUUUUGCUCUUGACUAGUUUGCUCCCCCUGCUAGUUAAAGGCUUUUGCAGGUGUCAUGUUGUUUUGGCAGGGUGAUCUGUCAUAGGAUCCGUGAGGUUUUACAUUUAGGAUCUCCUGCAUAAUAUUCACAUCACAAAUGUGGAUGUUGAAAUGUAUUUCCCAAGUCCUGACCCAAUUGCAUGGCAGAUCAAAGCAGUAAGUUGGGAGGGGAAAAAUAAAGAAAAAUAAGAGAAAAAUAAAAAAGAUAAAGAAAACCUCA